AUGACCAUCUACAAAAGGGGUUACGCGUCCUACAGAUGUUACUGUACUGUAAAUAUUGCAAUGAAUUAUCAAGAAAGACCAACAUCAAGUAUCUAUUCCGACUGUUUUGAACUAGAUGCCCUAGUCAGCAGGUUAUCUGAUGAAGCUGACACUCAAGAGCUCUACGCCAUACAAGCCCUGCAGAAUGAACGCGAUGCAUUAAGCCGAGAGGUAGAAGCGAGGCGCACAAUAUGGAAUACAAUCUACCACGUGCUCAUCGAGUCGGCUGAUGUUGCAAGUAAGAUAGCCGCACUUUGUAAAUUUGCCUAUGAUCGUAUAGAAAAAGAGAGAAACAAGUGGCUAGCAAACCGUAAUGCAAUUUAA
Trichoderma asperellum CBS 433.97 is the source of this 363-nucleotide messenger RNA. The record is from RefSeq and is a predicted model, not a curated record. NCBI's taxonomy places the organism in Eukaryota, Fungi, Ascomycota, Sordariomycetes, Hypocreales, Hypocreaceae.